Messenger RNA from Saccostrea cuccullata (small rock oyster), 1443 nucleotides. RefSeq names its product glyoxalase domain-containing protein 4-like. NCBI's taxonomy places the organism in Eukaryota, Metazoa, Mollusca, Bivalvia, Ostreida, Ostreidae. The transcript is spliced from 10 exons. Bases 115 to 999 code for a protein of 294 amino acids. The record is from RefSeq and is a predicted model, not a curated record.
ACCGGAACCGCCCAAAUGUAAACAAGACAGUGUGCAUGUCUGACCUGUUUGCAUCUGUUCUGUAUCCCUUUUAAUCAGUUUUACACACAAAUAAGACACUGUCAUAUAUUAAACAUGUCAUCAAGAAGAGCACUUCACUUUGUUUUUAAAGUUGGCAACAGAACAGAAACAGCCAAGUUCUACAGAGAUGUAUUAGGAAUGCAAAUUUUAAGACAUGAAGAGUUUGAGAAAGGAUGUGAUGCAGCUUGUAAUGGGCCUUAUGAUGGUAAAUGGAGCAAAUCUAUGGUGGGAUAUGGUCCAGAAGAUAACCACUUUGUGGUAGAACUGACCUAUAACUACGGCAUCGGAAGCUACCAAAUGGGCAAUGAUUUCAGGGGAAUUACCAUACAGUCCUCAAAUGUAUUGGCCAGUGCUAAACAGAAUAACUACACAAUCACACAGGAAGGAAGUCACAAUGUGCUCACUUCACCUGAUGGACACAAAUUUUUUGUAGAAGACAAACAGCCUGAUGGAGAUCCAGUGAAGAAAGUUACACUAGCCUCAUCAAAUCUGAAGAAAUCUUUAGAUUAUUGGUCAAAUCUAUGUGAUAUGAAAAUUUAUUCUCAAGAUGAUAAGUCUGCCAUGUUGGGGUAUGGUGAUAAUCAGUGCAAGCUUGAAUUUGUUGAUAUUGGUGCUAAAGUAGAUCAUGCCAAGGCUUUUGGGCGAAUAGCCUUCUCCUGUCCAAGGGUCCAGUUAGCUGAGAUUCAAGAGAAAAUGAAAGCUGCCAAUCAAAUGAUUCUGACUCCAUUAAUCAGUCUGGACACUCCGGGUAAAGCUACAGUAGAAGUUGUCAUCCUCGCAGACCCGGAUGGCCAUGAGAUAUGUUUUGUUGGAGAUGAGGCUUUUCGUGAGCUGUCCCAGGUAGACCCACAAGCUGACAAACUAUUGAAUGAGGCCAUCGCAGCUGAUAAAAGUGAGGAAUGGUUUCAGAAAAAAGGCAUAUCAAAGGCUGCAGGGUAAAACCAUCAAGUAUACAAACACUACCUGGAGCUGUUGAUACAGCAGGCAUUGCUCCACAGAUAUUGUGAUCAUUAGUAUAUUUUGCAAUAUUCUGUCUAGUCUUUCCAUAUAUUCCUGUUAGAGAUGAUAUUAUUAUAAAAGAUGAUUAUCUUACAAAUAAUCAAGAUUGUAUAAAUGGAAAAUUACACUACUGUUAUUUUUGUUUAUGAUUACAUUGGUUGAUUUCACAAUGAUAGACAUAUUCUAUACAACAAGAAAGCUAGUGUCUUUUCAUUCCUUUUGAAACCAUUUAGCCUAUUGAAAAAAUGAAUUUCCCUAAAUAAUGCCAAUAACUGUGAUUGAUAUGAAAUUCCUAUCAGAUUUGAGUCUAAAUCCUUUAUAUUUUUGAUUUCUAUGUUAAUUUUAAGUACAUGUUCAUUUUCAAUAAAUAUUGAAAAAAUGGAA